Molecule: messenger RNA, 4965 nt
Organism: Metarhizium acridum CQMa 102
Lineage: Eukaryota; Fungi; Ascomycota; Sordariomycetes; Hypocreales; Clavicipitaceae
Source: RefSeq, a predicted model, not a curated record
AUGGUUCCCGUUUCCAGAGCUGGCGGCGGCUUGCUCGGCGCCCCAACUCCCCCAAACGACGCUAGCAAGUAUUACAUUUAUUCCUAUGAUUCAGGAAGAAGACCGGAUCCAAACACCAAGGUUCUUUUCCAAGAUGAGCCCAACUUGAACACCUUUCUCGACCAACUACCCGAUAAGGGCAUCACACUCAGCCAGCAGCCGCCAGAUAAGGUGGCAGAGCUGGAUGCCAGCGACGCCUGGAAGACAUGGAUGACCAACUGGGACGCCAAUUGCGCCCUGUCAAUCACAGUCGAUGACAAUACCAGCAUGAAUGUCCAGUCCUUUGAAUUUCACUUGACCACUCCGUACGACCUGGCGUUUAGCUCUGGGCCUGAUGCCCUUAUUUUCUCCCUCGGCACCAAUGCGAGCGGAAUCCCUCCCCCCGGGAUCCAAAGUGAUGGUUCUACGCUUUACUUCGGGCUGGACCCCGGCAAGUCCAAAGCAGUCAACACAACAAUCAAGGAUGUCUUCUCUUUCGCCAAUCUUGAGGAUGGCAUUGAACAAUUUCCAGAUCUCGUAACCGGAUUAGAAGCAACGUUGGAUCCAACGGAAGCCAAUGAGAAGAGGAAUGCCAUCUGGUUUACUCCUGGCAAAUAUCUCAGCACUACCAUCAGGCUCCAGUUCGGAAUAAAAGAUACAGAAGGGUUCCAAAAACUCUUGGCAGACGAGUUACAAGGCCUCGAGUUCACCAACAUCGAGCUCAUCUGCAAGAAAGAGACGAUUUUGGGCGACGCUGAUACAGAAGAAGAGGCUGUCUCAAUCGGUACUAUUGUUUUCGAGACCAGCGGCUCAAUCACACCAAAAGGUAAAACUGGCAUUGACAUAAUUCUUGGGCUAGCAGUCUCUAAAACUCAGCUUGAUCUCACAAUCAACGUGAAUGAUCCCGCAAACGAAAAUGUUUUCACAGACAUCAUUGCCUGGCUCCUGGACUUACUACCUCAGGGUAGCGGAGUGGACGGUUUUCAGACACUGCUUGAGAAGGACGACAUUUUCAAGGAUUACAUUCAUCUCCGUCGGCUCAGGAUCAUCCUAGCUUCAACGGGGCAAGGCUCCCCGAAGCUUUCGAGUGUCAAGGUCGACGUCGAAGUAUCUGGCAAUUUUGGCAAUGCCAACAAGGCACAGAGGGCCCCAUUCCUGGUCUCGUACAGCUGGGAUGCUAAUGCAGGCCAGCUGGGGUCCAUCGUGGGGGACUUUUGGAACUGGUACGAAACCUCGACUGAGCGCUUCAUCAGUCCUCAAUAUGAGAGCUUUUCCGAUCUGCAGCCGCUCACCACCGAGCCUUUGAAAGUACUCGAUCUAGUAACCCUGAUCCCUGGCGUUGACAAGAUUCCAGACAUACCUUCCACCGUGCCAACGGAAAUCUCCAGUGCUUGUAUCUUCCUCUCACAGGAUACCUUUACCAUUCGGACGACAAUAGAAUCAAAGGACCACGACGCAGGCGAUAUACCUGGCAAGGUGCCUAGUAUUGAUUUGGGCCGGAUCGAUCUGGACGCAUCGUUCAGCUGGACUAACAGCAGAAACUUUAACAUUUGCCUUGCCUUUACCACAAUUUUGGUUCCCAGCCAGAGAUCCAAGCAUAAGGGGAAUGCCUACCUUGUCGGCGACGUCAAGUACGAUUCAUCCCAAGGUUGGCAGCUAGAGGCUUCACUCGAUGGCUUGUAUGCUUCGACUCUCUGCGAGUUCUUCGAUAAGGCUUCGGCUGAUCACGUGUCGCCCUUCCUAGAUUCACUUGCAAUAUCUCGGAUGCAUCUGCUGUACAAAUAUGAGAAAGGGGCCGUGGAAGGACGCUCCGUCGGCAGUUCCUUCGAUUUUACUGGUGCCAUACUCGUUGCAAAUCUUGAGCUGGAUCUCGUCUUUCAUUUUGACAAUCAAAACGGGUGGAGUUUCACAGCUGAUCUCGGGGCCACCAAGGACACGACAACAAUCGGUGAUAUCCUCACAAGUAUGCUGGGCGAUGAUGACCUCUCUUUGCCACCUUUCCUGGCCGACACUGUCUUCAAUGGCGACAAGGGUUCUGGCAGCAAAUUCCAUCUAGAAGUGCAGAAGAGCAAAGCUGGUUUCCACCUACUCACUAACAUAGUCUUCAGCCCGGUGACAAUCGUCUUUGCGCAGAUCCACGCAAACGACUGGCCUGCCUCGACCAAAUCCAAACGACUUGUCAAGGCUGGGAUAGUGGCGCUGCCGUCGGUCUCGAUCCCGCUGAUCGGGGACUUGACCCAACCCUUUGAUGAAAUGUACCUACUCUGGGUACAAGACGCUGCCAACAUUUCCAAGAGCAAGCAGGCCCAGCCAGGGCUGACCGUGUCUGAAGUCGAUGAUCUCAACGCAUCUCUCGGCCAAUACCCACUGGUCUAUUCGAACAAGUCCAAGUCCCCCGAGGACACCGAUGUAAUCAUUGCCUCGGGAGCGCACUUCUGUGUCGUACUCAAAGACCACAACAAUGUCCCAAAAAUGGUUUUGGAUUACAACUUCAAGAGGACCCAACCAAAGUCUGAGAGCCAGGCUUCCAGUGCGACAGGGCUAGCAGUCAAGGGGGCAGGCACGGAUGGGACGAAGCCUGACUCGGACGGCGGCAGCGCCUCUGCGCCUUUCAAAAAGAAGUCUGGGCCCCUAUCAAUCACCAACUUGGGCCUCAAGUACGCCAACAAGAAGUUACAAAUCAUGCUCACAGCCACAUUGGAGCUCGGCCCGGUUGGCCUGUCCCUCAUCGGGUUCGGCCUCAACCUCGACCUCGCCGUGCUCAAGAAGCCCGAGCUGUCCGACCUUUCCAUCACCUUGGAAGGCUUAUCCGUUGCCUUUGAACGACCUCCGCUCACCAUAUGUGGAAGCAUCCGCCACGGCAGCGACCCUAAUCUCAACUACUAUGCCGGUGGGCUGAUCAUUGGGUGGAAGCCGUAUCAGAUAGAAGCGGCAGGGUUCUAUGGAGAGGCGAUCCCUGGUGGAGCCAAAGACGCAAAAGACUCUUUCAUAUCGGUAUUUGUCUUCGCGCGGGUGGACGGGCCGCUUGUCGAGCUCGAGUUUGCAGAAAUAUCUGGCGUAUCUGGCGGAUUUGGUUACAAUUCCAAUGUCAAGGUGCCCACACCCGAUCAGAUUGUCAACUUCCCGUUUAUCAAUACGGGCUCGCUUGACGGCGCAACGGAUAGUGCCAUGAGUGCGCUGCAAAGACUGACAGAUCCCGGCAAUGGGGGCUGGUUCAACCCUCUGCCUGGCACGUACUGGGCCGCAGUAGGCAUGAAGAUAGACGCCUUCCAGCUGAUCUCCCUGGAUGCCGUAGCCGUGGUGCAGUUUGGAGAGACCAUCAAGCUGGGCAUCUAUGCGGUUGCCAAUGUCGAUAUCCCGAACCCGAAAUCCCCCAUGAAGUAUGCCCACGCGGAGCUCGGCAUCGCCAUUGUUGUAGACUUUGCGUACGGAGUCAUGAAAGCAGAGGCACAGCUCAGUCCCAACUCGUAUAUCCUCGACCCCAACUGUCAUCUGACGGGAGGGUUUGCCCUCUACUAUUGGUUUGAUGCACCACACGCCGACCACAGCAAGACGGGAGAGUUCGUCUUCAGCCUGGGAGGAUACCACCCGGCCUUCCACAUACCCGAGGGGUACCCUAACCCCCCGAGGCUGGGAAUCAGCUGGUGCCUGGGCGGUGGGCUGAGCGUCACCGGCGAGGCUUAUUUCGCCAUUACAACUAAAGCCUGCAUGGGAGGGGGUAGGCUACAUGCCGCCCUCAGCGCGGGACCGCUCGAGGCGUGGUUCGAUGCCUUUGCAAACUUCCUGAUCAAUUAUCAACCCUUCCACUUCCUAGCCGAGAUUGGUGUGGAUAUCGGUGUCAAGUUCAGCAUCGACAUCUGGUUCAUCCACAUCCACAUCUCCGUCGAUGUCGGAGCCGAUCUCACCAUGUGGGGACCGCCCCUUGCCGGCCGGGUUCACGUCAACCUCAAAGUUGUCUCGUUCAACGUCAAUUUCGGCCAUGCACAGCAGGACGUCGAGCCCGUAUCGCUGCUCGAGUUUUACGAGCUCGUCUUGCAAGCCGAUCAAAGUAGUCCAGGGACUCGGCAGGAAGAGGCAGCCCUGGCUGAGCCCGGGGUUACAGAGCUGGACAAGGACGGGGCCGAAGAAGACGGCGAGCAGUUCAUCGAUAUGCCUCAAGACGAGGCACACACUUUCCUGGCCGAGUCUGGCUUAAUGAACAACGAUGAAAAGCCUGAUCGUAAACAAAAUCAAAGUUGGCUAGUGCGUGGCGGCAGCUUCGUGUGCGCCAUCGGCUGCAAAGUGGCCAUCAACAGCGCCGACCAGAUGGACGGAGACAAGAGCAUAAGCCGUAUCACACACGAUGAGACCAUUUACGCAAGGCCCAUGAAGCUGCAGGGAGAGUCUCAGUUGGUGUCGAAUCUGCAAAUUUCCAUUGUUAGGAAGGACGGAAAGGUUAUCGAGGGUUGGACAAUGGAGCAGGUCACCAAGUCUCUUCCAGCAGGGCUGUGGGGUGAAUAUAACUCUAGUACUGACCCCUUGGAGAGCGGCAAUAACAUUAGCAGUCUGCUCUACUCUUCCGGCGGAACUAUUGACCUCUUGGCUGGCGUCCGUCUAACGGCUCCGCCACCACACAUGUCCAACGACCCUUAUCCAGUCUUCAAUAUCCUCGACGCUGAGCUUCAAGAGCUUACUGCCGAGGAACCGUUUCCCCAGUCGGAGGGCUCCAACCAGGAUUGGGAUCCUGCAGAGUCCCCUCAAACUAUAGAGCAGUGGGAGAUGGUGCGGGAGCAAUGGGCGGUUCCGGACUGGGAUCAAGGUACAGGAAAAGUCCAGGAGGUAUUUGUAAGUAGCUGGAUGGCGGCCCUGGGCUGGGAUGCACGAUUAAGCCAGUGGGCCAAGAUGCCCAAGUGGGUGCACCAUCAAUUUGAUGGACUGUACGUCGACGCUCCUUUGAUGACGAAAUGA